Molecule: messenger RNA, 819 nt
Organism: Acanthosepion pharaonis
Lineage: Eukaryota; Metazoa; Mollusca; Cephalopoda; Sepiida; Sepiidae
Source: the annotation of a GenBank genome assembly
AUGUUCCAACACCGCCUCGUAGUUCGCUACACACAACUCUCGAGUGGUCUCCCGCCGUCACAUUUAUCCCAGCGAACACCAACCAAUUUGCAUACGCCCAAGUUCUCCUCUCACCAAUCCUCGCGGCUACGAGAUCGCGUUUCCAUAAGUCCGACUCACCGUAAUGGUGGUGUUUCUUUCUUCGGACCAAUUACUGCCCUACACGCCAGACACAAACGAACCCUCUUAUGCCGAGAACUGAGUCUCAUUACACCGGUAGCAGCGAACAGCUGUCAGUCGCCUCCUGCAGUUCCUCGCAAUGUGGCCCUGGCCACCGCACCUAUAACAUACAACCCCACUACGGGGGCUGGGCCCCUGAUACGGUCUAUCAUCACUCGGCGUGGACUGUGCAGCGGCGACUACCGGUUCUCUCACCUCAGAGCUGACGGGCACCGCCGCCUUCCGGAAACACUCCUCAGCUUAACGACAGCUACAAUCCAGCUACAACAACUCCACAGAUCUUUGCACUCAAAUGUUCCAACACCGCCUCGUAGUUCGCUGCACACAACUCUCUCGAGUGGUCUCCCGCCGUCACAUUUAUCCCAGCGAACACCAACCAAUUUGCAUACGCCCAAGUUCUCCUCUCGCCAAUCCUCGCGGCUACGAGAUCGCGUUUCCAUAAGUCCGACUCACCGUAAUGGUGGUGUUUCUUUCUUCGGACCAAUUACUGCCCUACACGCCAGACACAAACGAACCCUCUUAUGCCGAGAACUGAGACGGUGGGAUGCAUUUGCAUUCAUAUCUUUUUCCGAGAAAAUCAAAUGCAACAAAUUCGACUAG